AUGAUGGCGAUGAACUUCGUGACAUUCAACCAGGACUACAGCUACCUGGCUGUAGCCACCUCCAAAGGCUUCCGAAUAUUCACUACAGACCCGUUCGCCAAGAGCUAUGAAACCAAAGAGGGAAAUAUUGCCUUGAUUGAGAUGCUCUUCUCGACCUCUUUGGUCGCACUUAUUCUCUCGCCCCGUCGAUUACAGAUCACAAACACAAAGCGCCAAUGCACAAUAUGCGAGUUAACUUUCCCGACUACUGUUUUGGCCGUCAGGCUUAACCGCAAACGACUUGUCAUCGUUUUGGAGGACCAAAUCUACCUGUAUGAUAUCCAGACUAUGAAGCUUUUAUCGACAAUCGACACAUCCCCCAAUCCUAAUGCUCUUUGCACCUUGGCUCCAUCAUCCGAUAAUUGCUAUAUGGCAUAUCCAUUACCGCAAAAAGCCCCCGCGACAGUCAAGCAACCAGCCCAUGCUCCGCCUGGAACGACUCAUGUCUCACCUACAAAUGGAGACGUCCUAAUUUUCGACUCUUUGAAGCUCGAGGCUAUCAACGUCAUUGAAGCUCACCGGUCUCCACUAGCCUGCAUUACCCUCAACAGCGACGGAACUCUACUUGCAACUGCCUCAGAUAAAGGAACUAUCAUCCGUGUCUUUUCGGUUCCUGAUGGCCACAAACUGUACCAGUUCCGACGCGGUUCUAUGCCAUCCAAAAUCUUCAGCAUGUCAUUUAACACCACAUCGACUCUUCUCUGCGUCUCCUCAUCUACCGAUACCAUCCAUCUCUUCAAACUAAGUCAACAAGGACCGUCAUCUGAUGGCUCUUCAGCGCAUUCUCCAAUAGGUCGUGACCAAUCAGUCCGAGGAAGUCAUUUUGGAAAUUUGCGUGACGAUGAAGAGGGGGAGGAGAGCUCCGAUUUAGAACCUAGAAAGCACAGCGGCACCUUUAUGGGUAUGAUCCGCCGGACAUCCCAGAAUGUUGGAGGAGUAGUGGCUGCUAAGGUGGGCGGCUACCUUCCCAAAGGCGUGAGUGAGAUGUGGGAGCCGGCACGUGAUUUUGCAUGGUUCAAGUUGCCCCGAACUAGUCAGGCAGCUGGAAGCAAUAGUGCCGGUACUCUCCGAAGUGUGGUAGCAAUGAGCAGCAAUACUCCCCAAGUCAUGGUUGUGACCAGUGACGGAAACUUUUAUGUUUUCAACAUUGACUUGUCCAAGGGCGGAGAGGGUACCCUCACCAAACAGUAUUCGGUUAUCGACUCAACAGACAGACUGGGUGGGAUGGAGUAUUGA
Messenger RNA from Penicillium taxi, 1275 nucleotides. RefSeq names its product phosphoinositide binding protein ATG18. The record is from RefSeq and is a predicted model, not a curated record. Gene Ontology annotation, cellular component: cytosol; phagophore assembly site membrane; extrinsic component of membrane. The transcript is spliced from 5 exons. Gene Ontology annotation, molecular function: protein binding; phosphatidylinositol-3-phosphate binding; phosphatidylinositol-3,5-bisphosphate binding. Lineage: Eukaryota; Fungi; Ascomycota; Eurotiomycetes; Eurotiales; Aspergillaceae. Bases 1 to 1275 code for a protein of 424 amino acids. Gene Ontology annotation, biological process: protein lipidation; autophagy of mitochondrion; protein localization to phagophore assembly site.